UACCAUUUUUUGUUUUGUUUUUUUCCCUCUUUUUCUUUUUUGCCAACACUCCAAAUGCCCUAAAACUAAACCCUUACGCGCGUUCUAUUUCUUCUCCGGCGAAAUGCCGGUCAUCGCAUCCAUCUCCGGCGAAGCUCGAGGAGUUUCAAAUGCAUCAAACGGUGCUAUAGUUCCGUCAUCAUCUGAGGUCCGGCAACCAGUGGUCUAUCCCCUCCGUCAUGGCGUUAAGCCUCCAAUCACUCGCCUCUCAAUAUCCUGGUCACGAGGAAACACACUCCGCGUUUCAGUACUCCGGCCACCUUCUGAACAGAAUUCCGAGGACGGAGAAACCGGCGGGAGAGUGUUGGAGGUAAGGCUUAGUAAUGGAGACUCCGAGAUUAGUGAUGCACAGUGGCGGAGGAUCUCGUACGGUUCGGUCUCGCCGUUUGCUCUUCUACAGAGUCGGAGGAGUUCCAUGUCGAGCUUGUCGAAAAUGUCUAUGAGUCCAUCGUCUUAUCAAUUCGAGUGGUGGGAGUAUGUAAUGGAGUAUAGCAAGGAGAUCGGUUCACUUCUUGGUAAUUCAAAAUCAGCUGCUGAUAGUGUGAUUGAAGACUCCAGCAUAAUUUUGAAGACAGUUGAGGAGCCUACCUGCUUGAAAGCUGCAUGGGAGUUGAUGGAAAUAUUUUAUGCAGACAAGCAUUCUCAACCAUGGCUACCGGAGCGGCUCGUUGAUUGGUUAACUGAUUACGAUUGCCUCCUUUCCAGUACACAGACCACAAUCCAUUCAAAACUUGUGGGUUUUCAGAAAAAACUUGUCAAUUUGCAGGUUGUUGAAGACGACUCUAGAUAUUGGGAGGCGAUAUCAUCAGCACUAGCAAUUGGCUGGCUGGAACUUGUGGUUAAAAUGCUGCGCUUACAUGGAUCUUAUCAAAUCGAUCAGCUCGGAAAUCGUGAGACUGAGAAUGGGCUGGUGGAGGCAGUUGCUGUUCUCAUAUCAAAAAUGCCACGCAUGCGUGUUGAACUAUCAGAAGGAAAGUUAGGUGAAUGCUAUAAAGUGAAGCCUGAUUAUAUGAAGGCAUGGGAAAAAUGGAGGGCACAAAUUACUAAGCUGGACUCUAGUGCAUUCUGGGUUCAGUGCAAUCAUCAAUUGACCCGAGAGGGCUUGAAAAAUAUGCUACAAAUCAUGCUUGGAAACAGUAACAGUCUUUGUGAUGCAACAUGUCAUUGGUUAGAACUGUAUAUUUCCAACCUUCUAUACAUCAGACCAUUCACGAUGGGUCUAGAGAGCAUGUAUAGCUUAGCCCAGAAAUGCAUGCAGUUGAAACCUUCAUCCAAUGCCCAUAGAUUGAUAGAACUUAUGAUUGGAAUUCUGGGAGAAAAUACUGAGGUUGUCUUGGCAGAAUGUUCGAGAGCAUUUGGCCCUUGGAUGGUUGCUCAUGCUAUAGAGUUGUUGACUGCUGGGAGUGAUCAAGCAGAAGUUCUUUUACAUGAGGAGCGUGAUAACUUGGGAGAAAUUAGCAUAGCAGAACUACACCGGCUUGUAUAUGCCCAAGUUUUGUCUUCUCAUGUAUUGACCUGGCAAAUUGCUCCAAUAUAUCUGAUUUCAUGCAUGAAGCAAGGAAUGGGGUUGUUGGAGCUUUUGUUGUAUAAGCAACCUGUUCAAAAUAAUGAACUGCUUCUCAAGAAUAUAGAGAUAUGCCGACUAUAUGAUCUUGAUAGUGUUAGUUCAAACAUUAUGAAGAUUGCUGGAGUGUACCAUUGGAAGCAUGGUAGGAAAGGUUCUGGAGUUUUCUGGCUUCAGCAGGCUCGAGAUGAAGUUUGUCUUAACAGGAUUGCUCAGCAUUUGUUUGAUUCUGUUGGAAAGUCAAUAUCUGAUGAAAGUUUCAAGCAAUGGGAAGGCUUAAUUGAAUUGCUGGGUUCUGAGACUAAAGCUGCCGGAGGCCUUGAAUUUUUGCACAAGUAUAGAGAUUUUAAAAAGUCCCUCAAGCAGGUUCAAGUUGGAAAAACUAGUGAUUCUACCAAGCAAGCUGUAGAAUCUCUCAUAUCGCUUAUGAAAAACACUUCUACACCUCCCCGGUUUUGGCUGCCUCUAUUGUAUGAUUCGUUGAAGUUACUAAAUUGGCAGGAACGCCCUUUGUUAAGCGUUCCUCAGACAAACCUCUUACUGAAUAAACUGCAAGAGUUAUCCAUGGCAAGGCUGCGUCCGGACUUCACAGAAGUGGACUUACCACAGCAGGCCUUGAGUUCUGUUAGGUUAGCUCUUGCGACAAAUCUCGGUCGCGCUAUCUUGGAGGAAUAACAGGUGCCUAAAUUUCAGACUAACUUUGCUUGUGUUUACCCAAUCUGAUUAAGAGUUUAUGAGAGACAAUCUCGGAAGGUUUAUUGUUGUGGUGGUAGGUAAAGUUAUUAGGUAAAAUCAGUCCUAGCAAUUUAAGCAACCGGAAUUGGCAAAGCUCUCAAGAUUGGUUUCUCUGUGGUUUACCUGUUGUAUAAUUUGCAUGAUAUCAGAUUAAAUUGCCCAGGUUAUGAAUGAAGUGGGCCAUAUAGAGUUCUCUGAGUUGUUAUUUGAUUGAUUUUUUAUUUUCAUUUUUAAUUUUAUGCCAGAAUGCUUUCUUUAAGAAUA
Messenger RNA from Humulus lupulus (European hop), 2602 nucleotides. RefSeq names its product nuclear pore complex protein NUP85. Lineage: Eukaryota; Viridiplantae; Streptophyta; Magnoliopsida; Rosales; Cannabaceae. The record is from RefSeq and is a predicted model, not a curated record. The transcript is spliced from 18 exons. Gene Ontology annotation, cellular component: nuclear pore outer ring. Gene Ontology annotation, biological process: mRNA export from nucleus; protein import into nucleus; positive regulation of DNA-templated transcription. The coding region runs from base 104 to 2278 and encodes 724 amino acids. Gene Ontology annotation, molecular function: structural constituent of nuclear pore.